Messenger RNA from Paramecium sonneborni, 1854 nucleotides. NCBI's taxonomy places the organism in Eukaryota, Ciliophora, Oligohymenophorea, Peniculida, Parameciidae. The record is from the annotation of a GenBank genome assembly.
AUGUCUUUUUAUGUUAGAUCGAAGUUGGUUCGUCCUUAAACAACUUCCAAUCAUAAUAGACCAUUGGACAAUAGUUCAAUAAGAGAGAGCAGAUUAUUGUAUAUUAAAAUAUAAACUUUAGAAAGUAGUUCACAACCCCCAAAAUGGGAAGAGAGAAGGAAAAUUUAUAUGAUGAGAAUAUUAAAUUAAAAUCUUAAUUGAAUGAAUAAACUUAAUAAUUGAUUUAAUAAAAAUCCAAAAUAUAGCAAUUAGAAGUAUAAAAUAUCAUAUUUACAUUAGAGAGAGUUAUAAAGAUUUGAAAACUUAAUUGAAGAUUCAAUAAAACCAGAAACCUGUUAAUAGAAAGUCUAAAUAGAACGUCAUGGUUUGAUUAUGAAAAUGAAAACCAAAUAAAAAUAGUUGAUUUUAGAAUUAUAGAGUAAAUCUAAAGAACUCAUUUAAUUAAAAAGAACUAUGAGAUUCACCAAUUAUUAGGAAUUAGAAGUAGAUCAUUUACUUAUUAUCAAUUAGAUAGAAUUAAAAAAUUACGUAGAUGAAACUAUAAGAUUGAGAUCAAAGUUAGAAUAUAAUGAAUAAAUGAUUGCUAUUUAAUCAUCGGCAGAGCCUUUAGAAAAGUAAAUCAUGCAUUUAGAAAAGACAAUUAAAGUACUAUAGAAAGAUAAUCAAGAAUUAAAUUCAAAACAAUUAAAUAAUGAUAUUAUCACUUCUAAAUUACAAGUAUAUAUUUAGAAUAAAAAUAGAUUUAAUUGGAAGAAUGUUUGAAAUAAAAUGAGAAACAAUUGAAUGAUAUUAUACAUUAUGAAUAAAUGGUGAAAGAAUUAAAUGAAUAUAAUAGAUAAUGCAAUGAUCUCAUUUAAAAAUUAUAACUAUAAAAUAAGGCUUAGUUGUAGAGUCAAUAAAAUACAUCAUCAGAUGAAUUGUUCAAAAUACAAUCAUAAUUAGAGUAGUUAUAGAUUAAAUAUUAAUAAGAGAUGGAGUAUCUAAUUUUGAUAAUAAAUUAGUAAUAAAGGCUAAGAAAUUAGAUCUUUAAAAACUGAAAUUCAGAGAUUAAAUUUACAUAUGCAGGAUAUGGAGAGGAUGAUAGAAAAUUAAGAAGAUAAGAUUAGAGAAAUGGAAUGUUCAGUUUACUCUCCAGUUUCUCGAGUAGGAAAUGUUGAAUCUCCAUUAUAGAAUGGAUUUAAAAUUAUGCAAAUAGAGAUGAAAUCAUAAGUAGUGAAAAAAAAGUUGCCUCGAGUUCAAUUUACUGAUAUUCGAGAAAUUUGCAUGAGAGUCAGGUUAAAUCUUGUUAGACAUAGAAUAUAAUAUGAGGAUGUAGAGAAAUAUUUUAAUGAAUAAGAAGAAUUGAGUAUCCAUUAAGUGAAAAAUAUUUUGCAUAAGUAAUAAUUAUAAAAAAAUAUUAUAAGACCUCCCUUUGAGAUUCAUGAUCAUCAAUAGAUUAAACUUCUUAGUAGAUAUUUAGUAGAAGAUAAUUCUGAAGAUUUUUUGAUUUAUGAUUAAGAUAGAACAAAUUAGACAUCAAUAAUAAAAUCAGUGAUGAAAAAGAUAGUUGGAAAAUAUGAAAUAUUGUCAAAUGAAGAAGAGCAAUCAAUUUAAUAAUCUAUUUAAUAAGUUUAUUAUAAUUUUAUAUGUUAGAAAUUAAAUCCUUCAUUAAUAGAAACUAUUUAAAUGAUGAUAACAAAAAAGAAAAAUCUAUAGCCAGGAACAUGUGAAUAAAGUGAUUUGGAUUAGGCAUUAAAAUUUCAUGAAAUUCAAUUUAGUCAUAGAGAAUAGGAGAGAUUCAACUUAAUUUGUUAUGAGGUUUCGAAUUCUUUAGAUAUUGUAAAUUAUGAAAGAUUACUUACUUAUUUUAAAUGA